UGGGCGGGCUAGGAGUGUACGGUGUGAGCGAACGCUCAGUGGCACAGUGAGUGAGCGAGGAGUAAGGUUGUGCAGUGCGUAUCUGUGGCGUUCCUUCUGUGCCAUCACAACAAUAGUACACAGUGCGAUUGUUAACUGGUGGCAACCACACACAUCUCCAAAAGGAUUAUUUCGUCAGUAGUGAACAUUGUGAAUGGUGUUACUGUUAACGAGCUGUUUUCUCGCAUUGAAGGGGGGUACAUUCUUCUCUUUUUGUUCCAAGUGUGAAUGCAAAUUAUUUGUGAAUAUUUUUUCCCAAAUAUUUUUAGGUGGAACUGCAACAGAAAUACAGUUUUUGUGUGAUAUAUUCCAAAACCGUGUAUUUUAAUAUUUUUUUUACCCGAAUACGGAUGUGUUUACUUUAAGUUUUGUGUUUCGUGUGUCGGUAAUUUUUUGAUCGUCGGAAUUGGUGCUCUUACCGCCAUUGUCAGAUCAAUUUUGAAAUAUUAUCUGCGCAGUAAUAGAGAUUUGUUGGCGUCUUGACCCCGGUGUUUGUGCAAAAAGCUGGAGGGACACUUGCAAAGUGUAUGGUUUCGAGUGCUGAAUGCUGCAGCCAGCGGUACAUCUUCUGCGGCAGGUUUCUUGGGGUUAACAAGUCAUCACGACCGUGGGGGCGGCGGAGGCGGCGGGGGUUUAACAGCCGCGUCCUUGUCUCGUUUACCAUCUCAAGCUAGUGUCAGCAACAGCAACAGUUCUACCGCUUCUGCAGGACCACGGAGGGCCAGACACAGCAGCAACAAUAGCCACAGUAGCAGAAGCAGCACCCCUGCGGGAAGUGCAGCGUCGGCGGUGUCAGGAGGUCGGGGGGCCAGCGGCAGUAAGAUGCGCUGCUGACAUAAGAUGUACCCCACCGCAGGAAUGAACGCGGCGGCAGCAGCAGCUGCGGCGGCGGCACGGCACCCGGGUCCGCCACAACCGGGGCAGCCCUUUAAGUUCACAGUCGGUGAAUCCUGUGACCGCAUAAAGGAAGAAUUCAACUUCCUUCAAGCACAAUAUCACAACCUUAAGUUGGAGUGCGAAAAGUUGGCGAGUGAAAAAAUAGAAAUUCAAAGACAUUACGUGAUGUACUACGAAAUGUCGUAUGGGCUUAACGUGGAAAUGCACAAACAGACGGAGAUUGCGAAGCGCCUGAACGCCAUGAUCGCACAGAUAUUGCCGUUCUUAUCUCAGGAGCACCAGCAGCAGGUGGCCACCGCGGUGGAGCGCGCCAAGCAGGUCACGAUGACUGAGCUCAACGCCAUCAUUGGGCAACAACGCCCUGACCUACCUCGAUUAUUGCAGCAAAUGCAUGCGCAGCAGUUGCCACACGCUGCCCAUGCCCCUCCGAUCCCUAUGAUGCCCCAUCCGGGGCUACCCGGCCCACCAUCUACUGCCGCCAGUCUGCUAGGAUUGUCAGGAGCCCUAGGGCCGGGUGCACAUCCGCUAAGCAUGCUGGGAGCAAAACCGGAUCUGCAUCGAGAUGACGUCAAAUCGAACAGCGGGCUCAACUCAGCUGAAGAGCGGCAUCGAAACUCAAUCUCUCCAGCGGAGAGGGAGAAAUACCGACCAAGGAGCCCUCCGGAAUCUGAGCACAAAAAACUAAAAAAGGAAGAAAAAGACUGCCAUGCAAGUGAUGGGGAGAAGAGUGACCAGGAUCUUGUAGUGGAUGAUGCCAGUGAGGAGCCUGUGUCCCCUCCAAACGGGACAGCAUCUCCUCGAGAGAAUGGUCUGGACAAGCUUGCACCCAAGAAAGAACACGUUGGCCCACAUAGUCCUCGGAGUGGAACAUCUUCAAAUGCGAGUACACCAUCGACUAAGAAACUGGAUGGUGAAAAACCAACAACACCUAUCUCAAAGUCAGUGACUCCAACCAGCGGUGGUAGUGGGAGCAGUACAGCAGCUGGUGCCAGUGGACUUAAACCUGUGGUGAAAGCACCUUCAUUGGCACAGUACCCACACUACCUGGGUCCAGCAGCACCCCAUGAACUGCAGGCUGCAGCAGCAGCAGCAGCAGCUGGAGCAUAUGGGGCAGCAUUACACAACAACCUACCACCUGGGCUGAACUCUUACCCUCGCCCAGCUCUUGUUAACUAUGAUCCUCAUCCACAGAUGCGUGCCCCUCUUGGACCAGGACUUGGAACCAUUCCAGGUGGAAAACCGGCUUACUCAUUUCAUGUAAGUGCAGAUGGACAGAUGCAGCCUGUGCCAUUUCCUCCAGAUGCGCUGAUUGGGCCAGGGAUUCCCCGCCAUGCUCGUCAGAUCAACACAUUGAGUCAUGGAGAAGUGGUGUGUGCAGUCACAAUCAGCAACCCGACAAAGUAUGUCUAUACAGGUGGCAAGGGUUGUGUCAAAGUCUGGGACAUCAGCCAACCUGGCUCAAAGAGCCCUGUCUCCCAGCUUGACUGCCUGCAACGGGAUAACUACAUCCGGUCAGUUAAACUAUUGCCAGAUGGCCGGACACUCAUCGUGGGUGGAGAAGCAAGCAACUUGAGUAUUUGGGAUCUGGCGUCUCCUACACCCCGCAUCAAGGCAGAGCUCACCUCUAGUGCCCCUGCAUGUUAUGCUCUGGCAAUUAGUCCGGAUUCUAAAGUAUGCUUCAGCUGCUGUUCAGAUGGCAACAUUGCAGUGUGGGACCUUCACAACCAGACGCUAGUACGUCAGUUCCAAGGUCACACAGAUGGUGCAUCAUGUAUUGACAUUUCUGCAGAUGGAACCAAAUUAUGGACUGGUGGACUAGACAAUACUGUCAGGUCUUGGGAUCUCCGGGAAGGUCGGCAAUUACAGCAGCAUGACUUCUCAUCACAAAUCUUCUCUUUGGGCUAUUGUCCCACUGGCGAAUGGCUUGCUGUUGGCAUGGAGAACUCCAAUGUUGAAGUUCUACAUGCAGCCAAACCUGACAAGUAUCAGUUGCACCUCCAUGAGUCCUGUGUCCUCUCUCUUCGCUUUGCUGCAUGCGGGAAGUGGUUUGUUUCAACUGGAAAAGACAACCUUCUCAAUGCUUGGAGGACUCCUUAUGGGGCAUCCAUAUUCCAGUCAAAGGAAUCCUCUUCUGUUUUAAGCUGUGACAUCUCAGCAGAUGAUAAAUAUAUCGUCACAGGUUCUGGUGACAAGAAGGCAACAGUAUAUGAAGUUAUCUACUGACCUCAUUCUGGAUUAUGCCACAUGUCCUAACAAGAUGGUGACCUACAAACUUCAGGGGGAUAAAGAAGAAUUCUACCUUCAGUGUGAAAGAUUUAGAUUGUUAAUCAGCUUCAAGACAGAAGUGGGAAAUAUAAGGACUUUAUACCGGUGAUUGAAUAGAAUAAAAUGAUGUGCAAAGUGUAAAAAUGUUACUGUUUGCUUUAUUGCCAGUUUCCUUUUAAGAAGUUAGAUGACUCAACUUCCGGGCAGAAGCAGGAAAUACAGGAACUUUAUGCUUGUGACUGAAUAGGAUAAAAGAUGUGAAAAAUGUAAAAAUGUAACUCUGUUUGCUUCUUCGUCAGUUUCCUCUUAAAGAGCUGUACUGGCUGAAGUUAAGUACUGUGUAAGGAACAAGACUGGAAUAAUGACUGUGCUUUGAUGUUGUAACAGUGGCAGUGCAUCUAGUUUCACUUAAGUCUGCAUCUCUGUGAAGAAUUGCAUGGAACAGGGCUGAACAACACAAUAAUCUCUGUACAAGGCACAUUUAUGUGAAGGUCCCACUUAAGGCUGUGUGGGCAUGUGGAUGAAGAAGAAGAGAGACUGAAGUUGAACUUAGAAGUUUCGUGUGAAGUGUGUAUUGCUGUAGUGGAAGCUACAGUUGGAUUCCACCAUCACCAUUAAUCCAGAAACUUUAUCAGAAUUUGGAAGUGUUUUAUUGCUUCCUUUGGUGACAAAUAUAACAGACAAUCCAGUCUAUGCACAUUAUCAUGGAUUGAUUUCAAAACUUGUCAGGGAAAAAAAGAGAUAUAUAGCAGGAUGAUAUAAAUGUGAAGAGAAAUCAUGAGUAAAACUUAUUUAAAAUGAAGAGAAGUAAAUAACAAAUAGGGGCCUACUGUAUAGAGAAAUAAUAUGGCACCAUGCCUUUUGUUUUUUAAUUGUUUGUUGACACACAGAAUUUUAUCAAUGUCGUGAAACCUUUAUGAAAUGUUUUAUCCAAAAUCCAUUGUCCCUUGAAAAGAAAUAUGUGUGUAUGUGGAUAAUAAGUUUUAUUUUGCUUACAGUAAGACCAAAAUGUGGAAAAAUUUCCUGUUAGUACCUUGUCAUUAUCUUCCCAGUUUUGGAACAUUAGUGUGGAAAUGCAGAACUCCUUCCUGAACUUCUGAAUUAUGUUACAAACUUUAGAGCUCUUGUGUUCACAGGUAGCCAUAUUCUGAAGAAAACAUUUCAUUUUAUUAUAUUUUGUUUGAACUCCAAAAUCUGGUGUUCAGAUGCAUCUUGGGUUUAAUUUCAUUAACCAAAAUAUAUUUGGCUCUGGAUUAAGUUUUAUGUCGGUUUACAUGUUCCAUUAUGACUAGGAUUGAAGUGUCUAAUAAGUUUUUCCUAUACAAGUGUAGAAAACUGAAAAGAAACGAUACAAAAUUGUUAUUUUACACCUCAAUGGGGAAGGAUUACAACACAGAAAAAUGAUUUGAGCACUAAGAUUGCAACUUUGGGAGGGGUUUGAUACAUUUAUUGCCAGUGUGGAGCCUGUUAACUCGUAAAAGUGAAAUUCAGUAAUAAUUCAGUAGUCAUUUUCCUUCUGAAUAAGGCUCAGAUAUUAUAAACAAACACAUUUCUAUCUUGCAGAACUCAGUUCCUUUUCUCCUCUUUAAUAAGAGUUUCUUGAAAGACUUGGAAAGCUCCCAGAUAUCUGUAACACACUUCAGGGAUUGUCCUUAAAGGCAUCAAUUGAUUAUUUUUAAGAAAUAAGUAAGAUGGAUUGUUAUGAUCAGUAGCACAAAUCAACAUGGUACCUCAAAAGUGAUGGCAGCACAAGAUCAUACAACAUAAUAACAAUAGUAUUCAUUACACAGUUAUAAUGUAAUAUUCACAGCCCCUUGACCAGUGACACAAGUAUUUACUUCAGUCAUUUUAUUUCCCCCCAUGGUGGCACAGAUGCUUACUGUGAUAAGUGUAAAUACUAGAGGAAGCUUGAGUCUGCAGCCUGUGAUGAUUGAGUUGAUUUCUUUGCUUGCACAUUGUGAGAAACAAAAAACCAUAUUCUACCUCACAAAUUUAACAGUUAAUGAAUUUCCUUUGACUUGAACUUCCAAAGUGAUAGCUGAGAGUGACAAAAGAAUGUUGAGCUAUUACAAGAAGCUUUCACAGAUAGUUUAUUUUCAGAUUACAGCAGCAGUGAAGCACCCCCCACUUUUUUGAAGUACUGGUGAUUGAAUGUGCUCUUCUUUUCUAGAAGGAACACUACCAUGAACAGUGCGUGUAUAUAGAAAUACCCUACAUAAUGCAAAUGUGGAAUGAAAUAUUGAUGGGAUCAGUUCCUAUGAUAAUUACAUCCAAAUUUUUGUAUUUAUCCCAGUUCUUUCUAUUCAUUCCUUGGCAGUUUGUUCUCAAGACUCACUAAAAGAACAAAAGUAAAUUUAAACAUACACAAAUUUCUUGCAUCAGAAUUCUUAAUCGUUUUGUAUUUUAAAAGAGUUACUGUGUUAGGGCAGCAUAUUUUUGUUGCAAUAUGUAAUGAGGCAUUUUCUUUGUGAACGAUAAACUAUCUAUUACCUGAAA
Cryptotermes secundus is the source of this 5697-nucleotide messenger RNA. RefSeq names its product transducin-like enhancer protein 4. Lineage: Eukaryota; Metazoa; Arthropoda; Insecta; Blattodea; Kalotermitidae. The record is from RefSeq and is a predicted model, not a curated record. Gene Ontology annotation, cellular component: transcription regulator complex; nucleus. Bases 880 to 3159 code for a protein of 759 amino acids. The transcript is spliced from 18 exons. Gene Ontology annotation, molecular function: transcription corepressor activity; protein binding. Gene Ontology annotation, biological process: negative regulation of canonical Wnt signaling pathway; regulation of DNA-templated transcription.